CGCUGCCCCCCGCCGCCAAACUCACCACCAUCUUCUGCAUGUGCAACAUUUGCAGCCGGACACACUCCGCUCCCCGGCGAUGGAGACUGCGGGAAAAAUCCGCCGCGGCGGCAUGGCUUGCUGAAGCGGCAGCCGGGAGAGAGGCAGGGCGAGAGCGGGAGAGGAUAGCGAACAAAUUCUAAAACCAAACCACCCGAAAAAAAAAAAAAAGAAAAGAGAAAAAAGAAAAAGAAAAAGAAAAAGGAGGAAACCUCUCUUUUUCUCCCCCUUCCCUUUUUUUUUUUAAUUUUUUUUUUUUUUUAUUCCUGGUUUUGUGUGUAUCCUCCUCGCCCUCGAUGCCUCUUUAAGCAGCAUCCAGCGAGCGAGCGGGAGAAGGCGAGACAGAGAGGCAGAAGAGAAGAUGAGGAUAAUUUGCAGACAGCUUGUCUUGUUGUUUUCUGGCUUUUGGGGACUAGCAAUGGGAGCUUUUCCUAGCAGCGUGCAAAUAGGUGGUCUCUUCAUCAGGAACACAGAUCAGGAAUACACUGCUUUUCGAUUAGCAAUCUUUCUUCAUAACACCAGCCCCAAUGCAUCCGAAGCACCUUUUAAUUUGGUUCCUCAUGUAGACAACAUUGAAACAGCCAACAGCUUCGCUGUAACAAAUGCCUUUUGCUCCCAGUAUUCUAGAGGAGUUUUUGCCAUUUUUGGACUGUAUGAUAAGAGAUCAGUACAUACCUUGACCUCAUUCUGCAGCGCCUUGCACAUCUCGCUGAUCACGCCGAGUUUCCCCACGGAGGGCGAGAGCCAGUUCGUGCUGCAGCUGCGGCCGUCCCUGCGGGGAGCCCUCCUGAGCUUGCUGGAUCACUACGAGUGGAACCGCUUCGUUUUCCUCUACGACACAGACCGAGGUUAUUCAAUACUUCAAGCAAUUAUGGAAAAAGCAGGACAAAAUAGCUGGCAAGUCAGUGCCAUCUGUGUGGAGAAUUUUAACGAUGCCAGCUACAGGCGGCUUUUAGAAGAUCUGGACCGAAGGCAAGAAAAGAAAUUUGUAAUAGACUGUGAAAUAGAGAGGCUUCAGAAUCUCUUAGAACAGAUUGUGAGCGUGGGAAAGCAUGUUAAAGGAUAUCAUUAUAUUGUUGCCAACCUGGGAUUCAAAGAUAUUUCUCUGGAGAGAUUUAUGCAUGGGGGAGCCAAUGUGACUGGAUUUCAGCUAGUGGAUUUCAGUACCCCAAUGGUAACUAAGCUGAUGCAGCGCUGGAAGAAACUGGACCAGAGAGAAUACCCAGGAUCUGAGACCCCACCAAAGUAUACAUCUGCAUUGACAUAUGAUGGAGUACUUGUGAUGGCUGAAACUUUCCGUAAUCUUAGAAGACAGAAAAUUGAUAUUUCAAGGAGAGGAAAUGCUGGUGAUUGUCUUGCCAACCCUGCAGCCCCAUGGGGUCAAGGAAUUGAUAUGGAGAGGACAUUAAAACAGGUUCGAAUACAAGGUUUGACUGGAAAUGUUCAGUUCGACCACUAUGGUCGCAGGGUCAACUACACCAUGGAUGUCUUUGAGCUGAAAAAUACUGGCCCUCGGAAGGUUGGUUACUGGAAUGACAUGGAUAAAUUAGUUUUGAUUCAGCAUGAACCUACACUUGGAAAUGACACUGCAGCCAUUGAGAAUAGAACAGUAGUUGUCACUACAAUUUUGCCUCUGAUGAAGAAUCCUAUUUUAAGAAAUUGAUCAAGGAAGAAAAGAGUCCCAAGAUGCUGCGAACAUUCCUAACUAAGGCUCAAGUAUUAACCACCAGUCUAGUAACAUUGAGCUAAUUUUUCCAUAUGGAUUACUGUUCCUCUGACUGGAUGACCAGGCACUGAACCACCAAGAAAAGUUCUGUGACUAAUCUGAAAUGUCUAGAACAGAUGAUGUUAACCUUCAACUUUGCCAAGCUGAGAAGAGAACGAUGUGAAUUACAAGCUUUCAGUCGAAAUUUUCCUCUCAAACCAAUCCUGAUACCUUUGACUGAAGCUCUCACACAUGAAUACUGUAAUUUCCAUAAAUAGCUCCAAGCUUAGGAGAAGCGAGUAAAAUAUAAUAAGGAAAAGUAAUAGAAAAGGUUUCUGUUCACCAGAAAGGAAAAAAAAAGGAAAACAAGAAAGCUUUUAAAAUGUGUUAUCUUGCCUGUCCUGUUUGCAUUGAAGCAUUUUGAUGUGCGUAAUAAAUGUUAUCUUCAAAAGAACUUUUCCAAUCCCUGUAUUGAAGGGACUGAUGGGAUCGUUUGCAAAACCAAAAAGCUGAAUUAGUAUUCCAAAGCAUGCCCUAUGUUAAUGCAGCAUGUCAUUUUUGGAUAAAUGCAAUUAAUUGAAAGCAGCAUAGCUUCUUGACCAAAAAAUGUCCCCUUUCCAUGUUUCAAAAUCACAGUGCAAGAGAAAUAUAUUGGAAUUUGGUUUGAAUAAGAAUAUAUGGUGAAUUCUGCCUUAUCAUGCUCAUCUCCCAUGUACUGCUCUGGGAGCUGCACACAUGAUGCUGAAGGCAGAAUAGAACCAUGAUUCUUAAUAUUGGCUUGCUAGGACAAUGUAUUUAGCAUCUGCAAGAUCACACACACAAAGAAAAGAAAUAUUUAACUACAAUAACUUUCAUACUCCUGUUAUUUUUCUCUUCUUUGUUAUGUUGCAAAUGCCACAGAGACUUUUUCACCUCUUCAUUGCCCUCUUCAUGUUGAAGGGAAGUUGAACCAUUGUAGAUGACACAUUUAAUUUUGGUUGCAUGCAUAGUUUCCAACAUUAAACUGAAAAGCCUCUGCAAGCAGUGCUGUCAGACUUUUCAGUCUUCAAAGACAGAUGUCAUGGCAGCAUAGGAAAAGCUUACAGGUUUUCAGCAUGGCUCGCUUUAAUUUUUGCCUAAAGCCAAAUAGCACAAGUUGAUUUGUCCUCUGUUUCUUCAGCUUUUAUGUGUCUAUGCUUACUUUGCUGUAGUGUGGCUGUAUGCCUGUUGCAUAGAAACUGCAUCAUAAUGAUCAGCUCUGCACCCAAAGAACUUAGUAUAGUGUUUUCUACUUGGCAAAAUGUUUUCUUCAUUUGUAACACAGUGAGAGCACGUAGAAGUUAUUUUACAAAUUUGGUUUAGGCUCUUAGCCUAUCCACAUUAGCUGUGUGGUGCAGUAGCAGCCCAGAGAGAGGAGGCAGCAGGGGGCAGCUGAUGUUCUUUACCAACUGCAAUUUAUAGCUCCUAUUCUGCACCUCAUGUGAUGCACAGCCUCCUGCACUCUGGAAAGGACACAUUUCUUACCUGUGCAGAGGCAUUCCCUUUGGGGUGAGAUGGUAACACCUCCAAAUGCACAGUAGGCUCAUUGCAUGACUGGAGAAGGGAUGCUCUUUGCAGCCCUGCUCUAAACUAGGGUAAAGCAAGGGACUUGUCUAGCUAAGGAGAAUGAUCAUCUCUAAUUCUGCAGGUUCAGAAAUAUGGUCCCAACUCGUUGAGGAAGAAUCUAGGGAAGUUGGCUCAGAAGACUAAUCCAAACUCUCAAUACAUUUCAUGAUAGGGCCAACUCUGCACUUAACUCUGAGACUGCAAAACUUAAAAAUCACAAAAUUCCUGUAAAACCAAAGCUUGACGGUGAGCUGCAUCUGCAUUGUGCUUACAGGUCAAUAUUUGAAUGAGAUAUCCUUGGUGUUGGCAGAUUAAGUUCCAAGGGCAGGAUUCAGUUCACAGCCAAGUCACCUAGAUGUGGAUGGCUUUACAAAGGGUAUUGAUUCAGUUGCAUUCAGUGACAUUCAAGAUGCUCUAGGAUGCACAGCCUGUCCCCCAUUUCUUACACUGGAAGGAUCACCCUUGCCUGUCUCAUGCUGUAUAUGUGACCUCUUCUUCUGGAUGUUUUAGCUGGUGUAUGCACUUUUCCAGGCAUGUGGGAUAAGUUUUUCCCCAAGAUUGUAAUUCCGCAAAAAUUUUGAAAUUGAUUCAGUGGCCUAUAGGUGGAUGCCUUAUACUGAGGGUAUCAGACCUAUCUGUAACAUGCAAGCACAAAGCACCUGCAGAACAGCAUGUUGGGGUCAAGCAGGUCACCUUAGGGCAUCUAAGAUGAUAGGCAACUUUCAUUAGGUGACUGAGAAUCACCAUCACUGUUUUGACUGAUACUCGUGAUAGAGUCUUACCUCAGAAAUUCUAAUUAUAGGCUUUUUUCGCAUAAUAGAAAGAUAUUUUUUCAUUAGAAACUUUAUUAAUUAAAUUCCUCAGUAGUGUGGAGAAAAAAAUGAAGUUUGUUGCAUGAAAAUAAUAAAGAUUUCAAACCGAAUCCUGGACACUUUAUUCAGAAGAAAAAUAAAAUAAAAGAAAAAAAACUUACCAAAAAAACCUUCCAUUGACAUUUACAGAAGUUUCUUUCAGAAUAAAGUGUGAUAAUGUGUCCCACACCUGUUCUAAAAAUUAGAAAUUUCCUUGCACAGAUAUCUGCCACUUUUACAAAUUAUUUUUGCAAUGGUGAAUAUUUUGAAAUCCACUUUGGAAUAGGAGAACCAAGUUUAAAUCUGUUUGUUAUUUGGGUUAGUUACUUUGUCCGACUUCCCUUAUAGUAUGAAUCAUCAGUUGUGAGCAUUUAACUGUACACAUGAAUUUGUGGCAAUGUGGUGGAAUGAUCUGUUUACAUCUAUAAAGGUAAUUGUUGCAGACAUCAACUUGUAUUUGCAAAUGUUAAGUAUUGUUAUGAAAUUGUGAAUUAUAUAAGUAAAGCUUGCACCAUUUCAAAUA
This is a messenger RNA of Melospiza melodia melodia, 4702 nucleotides long. RefSeq names its product glutamate ionotropic receptor AMPA type subunit 4 (gene GRIA4). The transcript is spliced from 10 exons. Gene Ontology annotation, biological process: modulation of chemical synaptic transmission; monoatomic ion transport; synaptic transmission, glutamatergic. NCBI's taxonomy places the organism in Eukaryota, Metazoa, Chordata, Aves, Passeriformes, Passerellidae. Gene Ontology annotation, cellular component: AMPA glutamate receptor complex; plasma membrane; postsynaptic density membrane. Bases 401 to 1702 code for a protein of 433 amino acids. The record is from RefSeq and is a predicted model, not a curated record. Gene Ontology annotation, molecular function: transmitter-gated monoatomic ion channel activity involved in regulation of postsynaptic membrane potential; AMPA glutamate receptor activity.